Messenger RNA from Striga asiatica, 1137 nucleotides. The record is from the annotation of a GenBank genome assembly. Lineage: Eukaryota; Viridiplantae; Streptophyta; Magnoliopsida; Lamiales; Orobanchaceae.
AUGGAGAAUCAAACAGAGUGUGAGACCUCUAGUGGCGACCGAGAAAAUCCUCCGUUCGGGAAGAAGAAUCGAGAAGAGGGUCGAGCUUCUCCCAGGAGUUCUCCAGCUGGGUCAUCCUCUUCGAGCCGAGAUCCGAGAAAGUUAUUAAAACGAGAUGUGCACAAUCCGAGUAGGGAAUGCCAUAGCCCGAUUAAUCCUGACAGCGAUCCGAGCAUAAUGGAGGUUAUUAGAAAUACUGAGAAAAGUGAUGCUAUCCCUCACCUGCUUCCAGAAGAGAAUUAUCUAAUGGUCGCAAAAAUGAUGAAGUGUGAGAAAUCGGUACAGACUGACCAGGAGGUAGACAUGUUGAAAGAGUUAGAGGGUCAAACUACCCCUUCUAAAUCUACUACAGGAGUCAGGAUCAUACCAGAUUUCCAACCAGUUACGAAGAUGAUCCAGAAAGAGGACGGGAAGAGAAGUAUGAUUUCUCCAGAACGAAGACCAAAAAAAUGGAGCAGGCUGGAUAGUAGGGAUAAUCGGAGUGACUCUGAAAACAUUUGUAACACUCCAGAAGGUUAUAUUAAUUGUGUAAUCGUGGAGGAUAAUCGAUGCUGGAGAUUUACGGGUUUCUACGGAGAUCCAAAAACUGCUGACAGAAAAUUUUCUUGGGAAUUAUUACGCAAACUUCAUCAACAGGUGGAUAUUUGUCAUCUCCGCUGGCUGACCCCAGUCUUCUGCUCAAAGGAUGCUUUACGAGAAGUGCUAGAUUUUUGUGAACUUCGAACAAUCUUCAGUGAAGGGGACCCGUUUACUUGGGUUAACCGGUUUGUUGGGACCUCUACGUGGUGUGAUCUUUACCCAGCUGCUCGAGCCUGUAAUCUUGAAUUUUUUGGAUCUAACCACAAGCCAAUUGAAAUUACGCUUGGCGAGAGAACAAGGCUAGUAAUCAGAGGUAAAGUUUUCUUUCGGUUUAAAUCUUGUUGGUUAAGCGAAGAGAACUUUGGAAGUUUUGUGAAAGAAGGAUGGCGAAUGGCUGAUACCUCCUGCCCAAUUACUACAAAAUUGGCAACUUGCAGUGAUUUCAUCACAGCUUGGGCGGGGUCCAGUGGGUUUCUGCUCUAUCUGAGGAAGGAUUGGAGAAGGCUCAGCGAUUUCUAA